AUGUCUUUCCAUGGCCAAUAUGUCGUCGAAAAAAUCCAGUAUCCGUCGCAUGGAGAGACUGUCAGUGGGAUCCUAUAUCGCCCCACCAAUGUCGCCAACCCACCCGGUAUCGUUAUCACCGGUCCAUACUCUUUUAUGAAAGAACAAGCACCGCUUCAAUAUGCAACUCGACUCGCAGACGAAGGUUACGCAGCCUUGAUCUUUGACCCUCGCACGGUCGGCGAAAGUACUGGCCAGCCCAGACGACUGGAAAAUCCUAAAAUGAAGAACGAGGAUAUGGUCGCUGGGCUUGAUUACCUCGCGGCACGCAGUGACGUCGAUGCAUCUCGGCUCUUCUUAGUCGGAAUCUGCCAGGGCGGGCCCGAGUCCCUGGAUGUUGCGUCCUAUGAUAGCAGGGUUGCAGGCGUGGCCUCUAUCUCGGGAUACUACCGGGACCACGAAACCGACAUCUACAUGAUCUGCGCUGGUUGUGUUGCGUGGGAGCCUGGAGCGGACAUCGCGGCAAUGAAAAUGCCCACCGCCGAGCAGGGAGAAGCCCUGUAUAAAGCACGCCUGGAGCGCGCUAAACGGGCCCGUGAAUUGUAUGACAAGACUGGGGAAGUGGUGUACCAGCCGCUCGUUGACCCGAAGGCCGCCGACCCUGAUACCGGGUCAUUGGCUGGCCUUCCUGGUCCAGUCGUUUGGUCCUGGUAUGGGCCAUGGACACUGAAGGGGUUUGAAAACCGAUACGCAGUGAUGAGCGAUCUAGACCAUUUUGGCUACACCACUGUCCCAGGGGUGGCGAAGCUAACCAAGCCGGCGUUGCUGAUCCACGGUGACAAUUGCAUGAAUGCAGCUGCCGCCAAGCGUCACUACGAGUCCAUUCCCACAACUCAGAAGAAAUUGAUUUGGAACAAUGAGGUCUCCCACUUCCAGCACUACGACCAGCCAGAUUGUGUUGAUCGCAACGUCGGAGAAAUUGCAGCGUGGUUUGCGGAGAUCAAAUAG
Molecule: messenger RNA, 987 nt
Organism: Clonostachys solani
Lineage: Eukaryota; Fungi; Ascomycota; Sordariomycetes; Hypocreales; Bionectriaceae
Source: the annotation of a GenBank genome assembly